Messenger RNA from Cotesia congregata, 186 nucleotides. Lineage: Eukaryota; Metazoa; Arthropoda; Insecta; Hymenoptera; Braconidae. The record is from the annotation of a GenBank genome assembly.
AUGUUUGUUGUUCAUAGGACACCCAGCGAGCGAAGAGCGAUACGUAUAUUUACUAAAGAAUGUUUCCGGUUGGAGAAUAUCUAUAUUGAUCCACGCAUAACACCAUCCCAGCAGCAGCAACCGGACGCUGCAGGUACUAAAUUUUUCGAUCAUCACCUUUAUGCUACUGAGGUAAUAAAAUAUUAG